AUGAGUCAGUCGGAUAAUCUGUUAGAAGAAAUUUGUGCAUAUAUAAGCAGAGGAAAACAUUCGAAAAAGAGGUGUGUCUUAUUAUACAUAGCCACCGAUAAAGCAGAUGUAGACGAGUUUCAUACAAAAUGUGAUGCUCAAGGACCUACAGUCACCAUCCUAUAUGGAAAGUUCAAUUCAAUUUUUGGUGGGUAUACUUCUAAAAAUUGGACUUCCCCAGAGACACCGUGCAAGGUAAAAGAUGAAGAAGCGUUUCUUUUUACAAAGUACGACAACCCAUAUGAAAAAUGCCGUUUCAUUCCGAUAAAGAAAAAAAAGGAAGAUAUAGCAAUUACAUGUGGUGCAAAAUUCGGCCCAACAUUUGGGGGAGGACCCUGGGUAAGGGGUUAUGAUUUGAAAGUCUUCAAACGAGAUACCAAGCCAGAAUCUGUGUACACUGAUCAGUUUUUGCAUUUGAAUGGUUCGUUAAACAUCAACAAUGCUUAUUCUGAUUCAACAAAUCAAAAGUUCAGCAUUAAAUCAGAAGACAUUAACUAUGGAAAAUUGAUAGUCAGAAAAUUGGAAGGAGAAAAAUAUGACACGACUAAAAGAAAUCUUAUUGAUAUGAAGCCACUUCAUGGAUUGAAUAUCAAACAGUAUAAUAUUCUUCUUGUUGGACCUACCGGAGCUGGGAAAUCUAGCUUCAUCAACACAUUAUCAACAGUGUUUACAGGAAAAUUUGAAAAAAUUGCACCGGCAAGAGAUGGUUCGAUAUAUAUCACCUCCAAAGUAAGACCAUAUCCCAUCAUAACAGAAAACAAAGAAAAACUGAAUUUACGCAUUUACGAUAUUCGAGGAUUUGAGGAAGGAAGGGGAUAUGGAAAAGAACUUGAACUUCUGUUAGAUGGAAGGUUGCCUCAAAAUUAUCAAUUCCCUGAUGAGGUAGGGAGUAAUGUUAUAGAUGAAGUAAAAGAUCCGUCUUUAAAUGAAAAGAUUCAUUUAGUAUGUAUGGUGGAAGCGGAAUCCUGCUUUGACAGUUACACACCAAAGAUUUUAGAACAUAUUGAAGACAUUAAAAAGACAAUUUCAACCAAAGGUUUACCCUUGGUUGUCAUUGCAACAAAACUUGAAAUGCGCUGUACACACAUAUCCAAAAAUGUUGAUCAUCUAUUUAAAUGCAGUAAAGCAAAGGAAGCUGUUUCAGACAUUGCCGAAUUCUACGGCGUAAAGAAAAGUCAUGUUUUUCCGGUAGUAAAUUAUAUCAGCGAAAGCGGACCUGUGACAGCUAAAAAUCAGUUAGCAUUGAAAUCUAUUUAUGACAUGUAUAAACUGACUGAAGAAUAUUUUACUCACCACGAAGGUACUGUAUUAUUUGAUUACAAGUCUUGUUUAUGA
Molecule: messenger RNA, 1374 nt
Organism: Ruditapes philippinarum (Manila clam)
Lineage: Eukaryota; Metazoa; Mollusca; Bivalvia; Venerida; Veneridae
Product: interferon-induced protein 44-like
Exons: 5
Coding region: 1-1374 (457 amino acids)
Source: RefSeq, a predicted model, not a curated record